Messenger RNA from Scophthalmus maximus (turbot), 9316 nucleotides. Its product is annotated as AT-rich interactive domain-containing protein 1B-like. Bases 859 to 7920 code for a protein of 2353 amino acids. Lineage: Eukaryota; Metazoa; Chordata; Actinopteri; Pleuronectiformes; Scophthalmidae. The record is from RefSeq and is a predicted model, not a curated record. Gene Ontology annotation, cellular component: nucleoplasm; brahma complex; SWI/SNF complex. Gene Ontology annotation, biological process: regulation of transcription by RNA polymerase II; positive regulation of DNA-templated transcription; chromatin remodeling. Gene Ontology annotation, molecular function: nucleosome binding; DNA binding. The transcript is spliced from 22 exons.
UGUCAGAGCUGCACAGAACUGGCUCGAGCCGAGGGACAGAGAGAUGGUGGGAAGAGGGAAAAUCUGAUCUGGAUAACUGCGUAGAAACUCGCCCGGGCUAAGUUAACGUUUCCUGGUGCGUUCACUUGAAGGGAUCUGUUCGGAUCGGAGGAGUACGGCGUGCGUGCGUAAUUUGGAAAUGCACGAUAACAUAUCGUUGUCGUUGAUUGUUUCAAAUUAAAAUGCACCUCUCCCUCGCGGGAAGGCGUCAUUCCAUGGCCACAUGGCGUGGGAUUAUUUGACGAAAUCUUGAUGUUUUGAUUCAAAUAUGGAAAUCUAUGCAUUAUGCCAAACUACUGCCUCACCAGUGUGUCAUUUUAUUGUAAACACUUAACGCGCGAAGCCUCGCAAAGUGGGAACAAACCGAACGCUGCGCGCGUAAUGGCUCGCCGCUCCAGUCCGGAUUUUCCACGUGAGGCUCGGCGGAGCCCUGGAGGUGGAUAAGCUGGUGGAGCCCGCUCUCUCUCUCAUGCCAUGCUGGGCCACAAGGGCUCUGCGAGACGCUGCUGCACGUUACCGAGAACCGGGAUGGAGGAGAGGCGGAGGGGGGGAAGGAAAAAAAGUUUCGUUUAAACCUGGCAGAGAAACUCUCAACAUGAAGCUGCACUGACGCGCCGUUCCGCCGCCGCCACAGCAACGCCAGCGCCAGAACGAAGCUCGCCUUUCCAUUGAAUGUAUCUUUCACCUCUCAGCUUGUGUGUGUAUGUGUGUGUGUGUGUGUGUGUGUGUGUGUUUUUCUUCCUCUCCCGUGUUAUUUUUUUUGCGUGCAAGGCUGCUCGGGGCUCGCUGUCACUGCCGCGCUGAGAUGUUGGAGUGACCAUGGCUGCGCAAGUGGCGUCGGCUCCGACCAGAACUAAUAAUAAAAAUAAGAAAUUGCCCAGCGGUCUGGGUCCGGAGCUCAAUUCGGGGAAAUCCGGAGGAGGAGGAGGAGGAGGAGGAGGGACCGUGCAGCGAACUGGGCCGAUGCUGGGUGCCGGAGAUGGGACUCUGAAUAAUGUAGACCAUCACCGCCGAAACGAGCUCAACAUGGUCCAUUCAACUUCCACGACACACAGCGCACCGGACGGCCGCGACAAGGAUGGGAAUCACAUUACGGCCGCGUCGGCGUCCACCAAUUCCACCACUUCCUCGAUGGAAACGGGUUUGAUCGCGAACCACAAGCUGAAAUGUGCGGGGAGCGGAGAUCCCCCUCAGUCCCAGCCGCUGCCUCAGCAGCAGCAGCAGCAGCAGCAGCAACCGCCGCAAUUCGGCCAAUUUGCGCCACAUCAGCAGCGACAGAUCCAAAGUAACAACACCUCGAACAACAACGGCCAGGGGCCCCGCGGAGACCGGGCCAUGGAUCACCAGCACCACGGCGGCAAAGAGAACCUGCUGGGGGGCCAGGGGGAGCCGCAGCAGCCGCACAUGCCAGGCAAAGGUGAGGGGGAGCUCACCUGUAAGCCCGCGGAGAGGAUGGCGGCCACCAGGUACGAACACCCCAACUUGGGGCCAACUACCAACAACUCGGAGUUUAAUAACAACUAUUACACCCCGAGGCCCUGUUACGAGCAACAUGGCGGAGGGCAGCAGCAGCAGCAGCAGCAGCAGCAAAGCGGUGGGAUGGGGAUCACGCACUCCUCGGCACACAACCGCAUGGAGAAUUCCCACGAAGCGGGGUUCCACAACAGCCAGUACAACCAGUACCCGGCCUACCGGGCGAGCUACGGCGGCGGGGCCUACGGGAUGAUGGGCCCCUCUGGGUGCCGGCAACCCGGGAACAUGAUGGGCAGCAACUCCUCCGCGAGCCACGGCAAGUCCCCCCUGGGUGCCGGCUCGGGGGCUGGCUUCCAGAGGUUCCCGGGGCCAACUCAGCAGCAGCAGCAGCAGCAGCAUCCGCAUCCCUCGGGGGCCACCCCGACCCUCAACCAGCUGCUGACCUCCCCCAGCCCGAUGAUGCGGGGCUACGGCAGUGCCUACCAAGACUACAGUGGCCCCGCGGCGCAGCAGCAAGCCGGUAUGGGCCUGGGGAAAGACGUGGGGCCCCAGUACGGACCCGCUUCGGCUCACGGCUGGGGAGGACAGCAGAGGAACCAUCCUCAUCCAAUGAGCCCCGGCAACGGAGGGCAAGGCCUCGGCAGGGCGCAGGUGUCCUCCAUGGACUUCAUGGCCAUGAAGCGAUCGCAGCUGUACGGCAUGGCCAACAAUCCUUACUCCACUCCACAGCAGCCCGGGGGUGGACCCUACCCCCCUAGCCAGCCGUACACCUCGCCUCCUCCACACCGAUAUCCAAUGGGGAUGCAGGGGAGGAGCCAGAUGGGCAUGGGCGGGAUGCAGUACCCUCAACAGCAGCAGGUGGCGCCGUAUGGCCAGCAGGUGAUGGGGGGCUACAGCCAGCAGCAGCAGCAGCAGCAGCAGGCAGGGCAGCAGGGAACCCCUCCGUACUUCAGCCCCCCUCAGCAGACCCCUCCAGGCCCGACCCAGAGCCCCUACCUGCAGCCUCGACCACCACCACAACAGGAGGCCCAGCAGGAGAGCUACAACACCAGGGGCUCUGCUCCAGGGAAUUCUGGGAAGGCCAACAAUGAAGACAGCGUCUCCCAGGACCGCCCCUCCAGUCUGCCGGAUCUGUCCGGCUCGAUUGACGACCUCCCCACGGGGACGGAGGCCGGCCUGGGCUCGGCCGUCAACGCCGGUGGCUCCUCAUCUAGCAGCAGCAGCAGCAGCCAGGGGGAGCAGGGAGGCGCCGGCAACCAGGGACAGUCCCCUUUCUCCCCGCACGCCUCCCCACACCUCCCCAGCCAGAGGAGCGGGCCCUCCCCCUCCCCUGUUGGCUCGCCCGCGGGCUCCACUCAGUCCCAGCAGUCCCGAUCUGGCUCCGGACCCAUCUCUCCUGCCAGCGGACCCUCCGCCAACACCGCCGCUCCGGGUUCCAACGUGGCCCCGCAGAGCUCUGGAAACGGACCAGAUGGAGCCCACCCGCCAAUCCCCCGCUCGCCCAUGGCUCAGGAGAGAGGAUUCCUGUCCAACAUGCAGAGGAACCAGGCUGGCUCCCAGUUUGCUUCUCCUCAGUCCGGACCUUCCAUGUCCCCGCACCCUUCACCUGGGGGCCCGUUGUAUCCUGGAAUGGUUCCCUACUCCCAGAGUGGCCCCGCAGGCCCGUAUGGACAUCAAGGAUCACAGUAUGGCCAUCAAGGUAACUAUCCGCGGCCCUCUAACUACAGUGGGGCGGCCAGUACCAGCUACAGCGGCCCAGGCCCCGGCAUGACCAACAGUCUGGGAAUGAAUGCCAGCAGCCCCAUGCACGGCCAGGGUCCCGGCCAGCCCAUACCCGUAGGACGUAGCCAUGGCCCCGGCAGCCAGAAUAGGGUAUACCCUCCAAUGGCUCCAAGCUCCCCGAGCAUGCCUCAGCCAGCUGGGCCAGGGAUGGGCCCUCCGUCUUUGGGUAGCUCUAACCGCAAGGCUCAGGAGGCAGCAGCGGCUGGGAUGGCAGGAUCUGCCAACUCAACACACACCAGGCGGCCCGCGUAUGUAAGGUCCCCGGCCCAGAUGCAGCCAACCCAACCCACCUCCUCCCACUGGCCUGCACCUCACCCUGCCUGCACCCGUCCUCAUCCUUCACCUCCACCCAGACCUCACCACCCAUCCAUCCUGCCACCCUCACACUCACAGCACCGUAGGCAGGGCAGCUAUCCGGGCCCCGGUGUCAGCCAAGCAAGCACCAUGGCCACCACUGUCCCCUACAGCCAGCCAACAGGCAACAACAGCUCCGCUAUGGGAAACGCACAAGGUCCAGCCUACAUGCCGCCUUCAGGACCCAUGGCGAUGUCAGGAGACGGCAUGGUGAGCCCAGACGGGAAACCCAAAACGGACGUCAAAGAUGACACAGGGCCCGCCAACGAGCCUCACAAACCAAAGCUACAGGACGGCUACAGCAACAAUAACAGCAGCAGUGGCUCCCAGCAGUGCGUGUCCCAGCCGACCACGCCAGGCGGUGCCCUGCCCGUACCCUCCCCCCUGUCCCCCAGCCCGGCCAGCCUGUCGUCCUACCACGGCGACGACAGCGACAGCAUCAGCAGCCCCCCCUGGCCACUCAAGACCCCCUCCAGCCCCAAAGCCAACCCUAACGCCUCCACCCUCAGUGGAGAGCGAAUCGCACGCCUCUAUGAGCUGGGCGCGGAGCCGGAGAGGCGGGGCUGGGUGGAGCGGUACCUGACCUUCAUGGAGGAGAGGGGCACGCCCGUUGCCCAACUGCCCACCGUGGGCAAGAAGCCGCUGGACCUGUGGAGGCUGUACAUUGCCGUCCGUGAGAUAGGAGGCCUCGCCAUGGUGAACAAGAACAAGAAGUGGCGCGAGCUGUCCACCGCGCUGAGCGUCGGCACGUCGAGCAGCUCCGCCAGCUCGCUCAAGAAGCAGUACAUCCAGUACCUGUUCGCCUACGAGUGUAAGAUGGAGAGGGGAGAGGAGCCGCCGGCAGACAGCAGCAACAGCAACAGCAGCAGCGGCGGCGGCAGCGUGGCUGGAGGGGAGAACAGGAAGCAGGUCAAGAUCCAGCCGCCGUCACCUGCAAAUUCUGGCGGCUCUCUCCAAGGCCCACAGACGCCCCAGUCCUCGGGCAGCAGCUCCACAGCAGAGGCAGCAGGGGAUCUGAAGCCCCCCACACCCGCGACCACCCCUCUGGGACAGGUCACACCGCUGCCCCCCAACAGGAGUAGUGUGAGUGUGCAGGACCCCUUCUCGGAGGUGAGUGACCCGGCCUUCCAGAAGCGUGCUGCCUCACUGCCCCCCUCAGCUCCUUACCAGCAGGGCCUCAGCAUGCCUGACAUGAUGAUGAGGAUGCAGUACGACGCCAAGGACCCCUUCGCCGGGAUGAGGAAGAUGGCAGGAGCUGACCCUUACAUCCCCGGCCAGAUGCCCGGUGGUGGUAUGCAGGACAUGUAUGGUCGACCCCCAUCUGCCCUGAGCAUGAGCCAAAGGUCACAGUAUCCGUACGGGCAGGGCUUCGACAGGAGACCGGACCACGUGAUGGGGAUGGAGGGGAGCAUGGGUCCCCCCGGGAGCCAGAACAACCUGGGGCCUUCCAACAGCGAAGGCAGCAUGUACUCUCCCAGCAGAUACCCUUCACAGCAGAGACACGACGGAUACGGUCAGCAGUAUCCCAGCAUGCCAUAUGGGAUGCAUCCAUCUGGGAUGUACCCACAACAGCAGCAGGGCUAUAAGCGGCCCAUGGACGGAAUGUACGGCCCCCCACCGAAGAGACACGAGAGCGACAUGUAUGCCAUGCAGUACGCCAACCAGCAGCCGGACGUGUACAACCACUACAGUGGAGGGUACUCGGGCCCUGAGCACAGAGCCUUACAGGGACAGUUCCCCUACCCCUACCCCCGCGACCGCAUGGGCCCCUCAGGACAGAGCCAGCACAGUUUGAUGGGUGGGGGGCCCACUCCGAACCACGCUGCCGAUGGGCCCAACAUGUGGCCAUCCAGGACAGACAUCGGCUAUCCCUACCCCAACCGGCAGGGGCCGGCUCAGAUGCCGCCUUACGGCUCGAUUGGUCGGGAUGACAUGGACGUGCGGCCCGGGCAGGAGCAGUGGCACCGUCAGUCCUACAUGUCAUCGUCAGGGGGCAUGACUCCCCUGUCGUCACGCCAGCCCUCAUCUUACUCCAACUCCCCCUCCAUGGCCAACCACCUGCCCAGAGCACCCAGCCCGGGGGCCUUCCAGCGCUCCCUGGACUCUCGGAUGUCACCCAGCAAGGUGCCGUUCAUGUCACCCAUGAAGAUGCAUAAGCCCAGCAUGGCCAUGAUGGGCUCCCAGGGCAGUGGAUCCCUGGGUCAGUUUCCUCCCAACCUGAGGAGGGACCUCAACUACCCGCCAGGAUCUGUUGAGGCCACCAUGCCCGUCCUCAAGCCCCGUCGGAAGCUCAUCUCCAAGGACACUGGAACGCCCGAGGCGUGGCGCGUCAUGAUGUCUCUGAAGUCCGGCCUGCUGGCAGAGAGCACGUGGGCUCUAGACACCAUCAACAUCCUGCUGUAUGACGACAGCACUGUGGCCUCCUUCAACCUCGCGCAGUUGCCUGGAUUCCUCGAGCUCGUCGUGGAGUACUUCCGCCGCUGUCUGAUCGAGAUCUUUGGCAUCCUGGAAGAGUUUGAGGUGGGGACUGUAGCUCACAAAAGCCUUUUGGAUCCUCCCUCCAACCAGAAAGAAGAAGAACCCAUCCAUGACCAGGAAACAGACUCUGCUGUGCCACCUGAAUCAGAAUCAGCCUCGGGUGUGGAGACGCAAGUGGAGCAGACGGGAGGCGCCGCGGAGGAAGCUCCGCGGGUUGCUGCAGAGUCAGAAUCGGCUGUGGUGAACGGCGAAAAGGAGGAGUGUGCGGCAGGUGGAAAGAAGGAGGACAAGAACAAAGAAGAUGAAGACAGGGAGGAGAAAGAAGGAGAGGAGAGUAAAAAUGGAGCGGUGAGUAAAAAGGAGUCCGUGGACCAGCCGGUGGCGGAGCUAGAACCGAAACCUCAACAAGCCAGCAAAUACGAUAAGCUCCCAAUCAAGAUCGUCCAAAAGGAGGACCUGAUAGAAGACAUGACAGAGCGCUUAGGUUACGUCACUGAGUUCACCAGCGGGCUGCUCCACUGGCAGGCCGGUGGGGGCGAUUCCACUUCACACAUCCAGACACACUUUGAGCCCCGGACUGCACCACCUGCCAGGGCGGAUGAGAAGAUAAGGAACGAGAGCAGGCAGGAGAACACGGCGGAGGACGGAAAGAAACAGGCACCGAAACAUAUCACUGCAACCAUUGACGAUGUUUUGUGUGCUCGGGUUGACGCCCUCUCUUACGCCCACCCUGCACGCUCCUUGCCAUCCUACCCCUUCCGGGUGCACCCGGAUGGGGAGAAGGACCACAUCACCCUGCUGGAGGACGAGCCCCGCUGCCUGGACGAGGCUCCGCUCUCCACGUUAUCCGGCUGGCAGGACUCGCUGUCCAAGCGGUGCCUCUGUGUCUCCAACAUUGUCCGGAGCCUGUCCUUCAUCCCGGGCAACGACUCGGAUAUGUCGCGCCACCCUGCUCUGGUCCUUCUCCUGGGCAGGCUGCUCCUGCUGCACCACCAGCACCCAGAGAGGAACAGGUCGCCCCCUGGCUACCAGAGGGACGAACAGCGGCAGCAGGGCCUGUCGAGUAGCAAAGAGGAGUGGUGGUGGGAGUGUCUGAGUCUGCUCAGGGAGAAUGCCAUGGUCACGAUGGCCAACAUCUCUGGACAGCUGGACCUCUCCACCUAUUCGGACACUAUCUGCCUCCCUGUCCUGGAUGGCCUCCUCCACUGGAUGGUGUGCCCCUCAGCAGAGGCCCAGGACCCCUUCCCAUCAGCAGCACCCCACUCCCUGCUCACACCUCAGAGGUUGGUGCUGGAGUGCCUCUGCAAGCUGAGCAUCCAGGACGGCAACGUUGACCUCCUGCUUGCCACGCCGCCUUUCAGCCGACAGGAGAAACUGUUCACCGUCCUGGUCCGUUACGUGGGUCAAAGGAAGGCCCAGGUGUACAGGGAAAUGGCUGUGGCCGUCCUCUCCCACCUGGCACAGGGAGACCCCACAGCGGCACGUGCCAUAGCCAUGCAGAAGGGCAGCGUGGGUAAUUUGGUAGGUUUCCUGGAGGACGGUGUUAGCAUGGCGCAGUACCAGCAGAACCCUCACAGCCUACUGCACAUGGGACAUCCCCCCAUGGACCCGCCGAGCAUAAACAUGAUGUGCAGAGCAGCCAAAGGCCUUCUGGCCAUGGCCAAGGUGGAGGAGAACAAAACAGAGUUCGUGCUGUACGAGAGCAGAUUACUAGACAUCUCCAUUUCUUCUGUGCUCAGCGCGGGAGUGGUGGACAUCAUUUGCCAAGUCCUCUUUCACCUAGGGAAAUUAUGACAGGAGGAGAGGCGGGACUUGCGCGGCCGACCCUGAGGUGAACGAGAUAUUUCCAUGUUUUUUUUCUAUUUUUAUUUAUCAAAAUGACAGAAAAUGUUUGUUUUGUUGUUGUUUUUUUUAAAAGGAGUAUCGACAUUGACAAAAUAUAUAUGUACAGCUUCUGGGCCCUGUUUGAAAAGAUAGUGGGUUUCGGGAUUUGAAAGCUCAGUUUAAUACAAAUAUUUAAUAUCUGCUGGUGUUGGAUCGCUGCGUUGAACAUUUUGUUUUGCAUUUUGUGUUUGUUUGUUUACUUUUUUCAGCCAAAGCUGCCACCAGAUCUUGGUGCUGAAUUACAUGGUUCCGUUUGAGUCGACGAGUCAUCGAUGAUGUUUUUCAGUUUUAUAAAUGCUAAUAUACUCAUCAACAUUUUGUUAACGGAGAGUAUUUAUUUAAAAUGUGACACUGUACAGUAGUUUGAACUUUUUUGCCAACAGCUGCGGGGGAAGAAAUGCUGACCUUUUUAAAAUUGAAAUGUAUACGUCUCCAUCGCUGGAAGAUAAAUUGUGCAAUAGGACCAGAGCGAGUUGUCCAUUUUUCGAGAAGCAGUGGGGAAACAUAAAUCUGCAAAAGACACCUGCAGUGCGCGCUGUAGGCCACGGGGGGGCAGCAUUGCACCAGCCAAUCAACACGAGAGAAGAGCAUCUGUCAGAGGAAGUGUCUAGUUUAUCAGUCACGGCCUCAACAACUGUCACAGAUGAACUUUGUGUUUCCUAAGCACUUGUGUCAUGUCUGUACUUUUUCAUCACCGUGUAUAUAAACCGUUGUACAAUGGACGCACACGAUUCUUUCAGUCUCUAUCAAGCAUAGCAAGAGAUGGGACUUUCUGACUAUUAUAACAAAUGCUUUUAUUGUUGGUAAAAAUUUGUUAUUGUUACUAUACAUAUUUUGUUAAUGGGGUCAAAUAUUCUGAACAUGGCAGAUGUAACUGAAGUUUCAAUGUAAAAAAAAAAAAAAUCCUGUAUUCAUUGUAUUAUAGCUGAGAAAACAAUCGCUUUGGUAAAUCAAACGUGGAAGUGCCAGGGUGCGGGGAUAUCUGGGCGAGGUCACACGGGAAAACCUGAACACAUUUCUGUUUGUUACUGUCCUCCAUCCAUGUCAAUGGGCAUAUUUUUGAAUCUAGAUAAUGCUCGGAAAAGAAACGUCUGAAAAGAUCCUUCAAAAUGUCCUGAAAGCUCAUUGUAAAAAAAAAAUUGCCUUUUUUUCGUAUGACUCCAUGUCUCUCUUUUAUUCAGUAUACACAUUUAUACUCUGUGCUGCACAUGUCACAAAAAUAAAUGUACGAUGAACAUCGUUAAACACCGGAGACGUUGCAUUAUGUCCAGACAAUCUUAGGCCAAUAAAACAGACAUCAACUGCU